Canariomyces notabilis is the source of this 2970-nucleotide messenger RNA. RefSeq names its product aldolase. NCBI's taxonomy places the organism in Eukaryota, Fungi, Ascomycota, Sordariomycetes, Sordariales, Chaetomiaceae. Gene Ontology annotation, molecular function: 3-dehydroquinate dehydratase activity. Bases 312 to 2723 code for a protein of 803 amino acids. The record is from RefSeq and is a predicted model, not a curated record. The transcript is spliced from 3 exons.
CUGCAAUUUCGAUUUCGAAGCUACUCUUGACGAAGGGCCUGGAUUUCCGGCGACCACCUGUCAAGACCGAAUGAGGGCCGCAACCAAAGAGAGAGCACGCGAGAAGCGCCGACGAAAGCUAAGGACUGGGAUUUCCAUCACUCAUGCGCCCGUUGUAGUCUAGGCAAGCCAUAGCCUCCAGAUACGGAAUAGCAGUCUGGACCACCUGCUGCCUCCCUCGACACAGAACGGCCCUCACGGCCACCGCCCAUUGACCCUAGCAAGGAUUCGCACGGAAUGCGAACGACUUCUCGUGCUGGGAGACAAAUGCCAUGCACAUUACGCCUCAUCAACACCAUUCUCAUCAUUCCUGGCUGGGCUUUGAGGAUCGACGGCGAUAUAAGAAUCCGCCGCGCCUGCUGGGAGACGGACUGACUCGAUUCAUGACGGCCAGUAUGGCAACAGUACAACAGUUGGAGCCAAUGCGGCCGCCGCCACGUCCGCAGAGCAUCAAUGACAAUGUUCUUGUGAAGGACAUCGAUAUGGCCAUGACAACGCCGCCACUUCCGCAUGGGACGACGCUAUGCAGCAGUCCGCAGAGAGGAGACACCAGAACUGUCGUCAUCAUCUAUGGUUGUGGCCAGGAGAAGAUUGUUUCCGUUUUCGCCGAGGUUCUGGGUGCCCCAUCUCACUUGAAGAAGUCCUUUGAAGACAUCACCCCGGAGGAUCAAGACGUGGUCAUUGGACUUUCGGCAGAAAGCGCGAAACUUGGCAUUGCAGCUCGGGACAAAAGAUCGAUCAUAGCCAUCAACGCCCACUGCACCUCUCUGGGUAUGCCCCCGGAUGUGUAUCUCUCGGCGCAGUGUGAUUACGAAUUCCUGUAUACCGAGGAGCCCUUUUUUCGGAGGGAUCUGGCACGCUUCGUCUCGCACGUCCUAGGGCAACUCUCCCACCAUGAGGCGCUCAUGGCAAAACCGAGGACUUACUUCAUCUCGACGACAUUCCCGGAUGUACACGCUGCUCUUCCCAACAUCGACAUCCUGACCGUGGGGUCUGAUGCGGUUGAGAUCCGAGUCGACCUCCUCCAAGAGCCGCUCCCCAACGGCGGCCACUCGACGAUACCCAGCCUCAGCUAUGUUGGCGAACAAGUCAUGCUUCUUCGCCAGAGGACCGAGCUGCCCAUCAUAUUCACGACAAGGUGUACGAAAGAAAAUGGCCGGUUUCCGAUGGAGAACCCAGAUUUGUACUACCAGUACUUGUACCGCGCCAUCCAGUGGGGUGUGGAGUACAUCGACGUCGAACUCUGGCUUCCCGAGGCCAUCAGGAGGAGGUUAUACGAGCAGCGCGGUAACAGUCGCAUCAUGUCUGCUUUCCAUGACUUUUCGGGCACAUUCAAGUGGCCGUCGAGACGGGCCGAAGAAGUCUUUCUCGAAUCACGGCGCUACGCAGAUAUAGUGAAGAUGAUCGCCAUUAUUAACGACCACAACGAGAACUUUGAGCUCGAGUAUUUCCGGUCCAAAAUCAAGGCUGAAUAUCCCGACGCUCCGCCCUUGUCGGCCGUCAACAUGGGCGAGACGGGACAAUUUUCCCGGACACUGAACAAGGUUUUCACCCCAAUCACACAUCCACUUUUGCCCAUCAUUGCGGCGCCAGGACAGAUGAGCGCCGCAGAGAUAAACCAGGCAUUGGCUUCGCUAGGACAGUUACCAAAGAAGAACAUUUACGGCAUUAUCAGCCCGUCCAUUCGCAGCGCCACGCCUCAGGCAACGUUCUACGAAAAGUGCUUCAACGAACUGGGCCUGCCCCACCAGUUCGCCGUGGUCGAACGGCAAGCAAAGGGACCCGGUUGUAUCGAAGCAUGGUGCAACCAGAAAGGGUUUGGCGGUGCCUACCUUAAUCCCGCUGUCUCUUUCACCAGCCUGGUAGCUCACAGCACCUUCUUCGCAUCCCUUAACAAUGGGACGGGGCCCAUUCUCAGCGAGGCCGCCCGGCUGAUUGGCAUGGUUGACACCAUUGUCGUUCGGCAGAACUCCACCAGUCACGCAGCAUCGGGACCAGCGUCGAUGCCCUCAAGUCCGCCCCGCCACCAGAAUGGAGAAUCGUUCUCCGGAUUCAACUCGACUCAACUGGGCCUUCCGCCCAACACAUCUCUGGUGUUCGACAACGCGUCGUGGAAGGGGAUCCUCAGUACGCUCACCCGUGACUUUGCACCUUCAGCAUACUUUGGGUGCGCCGCCGUUGUUCUCGCGUCUUCCGCCGAUGACGCAGCGAGUGCCCUCUUUGCGCUCAAGGCGCUCAGAGUUGGCAAGGUUUAUACCAUUGGAUUCAAGACGCCACCAGCAUUCGGAAAGGAUCUUCUCAUCGAACCAUUCACCAGCCUAGAGAGUAUUCAAAAAGCUCGCACGGUCAGCUCGAAUGGCGCAGAUGUGGGCGUGGGGAGUGGCUCGCCAUUCCUGGUGGUGAGUGCAUUGGGAUCGGAGAGGAGCGCUCUGGUCGCAUUGCUGGUUCGACUCUUUGGCUCCCGAGGCGGCACAGCCAACUCUCGUAAGGUGUUUCUGGACCUGGCAGACCGCUCAGUCACGCGGAAAGAAGACCCUCGCGUGGCCGCGGAGCAGAGUGGAUUUGCUGCAUACGGUGCCGCCGACAUUACGGCCUUCACGACGGUGGAGACGCUUCGGCUUUUGGUCGGGCAGAAUGUCCCGUACAGUUUUGUCCGCCUGGCAAGUGGUCGGGGGUUGUUCUGAUAUCUUCCGGUCAUGCGACAGUGGGGAUAGAGCAAUUGCAUGAUGAGCGGGUUGACGCUGAUGAUGAGCUGAGGAGUGUUUUUCGUUCCAGGAGUUACUGAGAGAGGCCGCGAGCGUCAGCAUCUUCAGGGAAGCUCAGAGCGGCACCCCACCCGGAUUGAUGCUGAGAGAGGAGAACAGUUGACGCAGGCUGGCCCGGUUCAGGAAGGGGUCCAGGAUUACUCAUGAUUGGAAAUACCGGCAGGGG